Molecule: messenger RNA, 1657 nt
Organism: Clarias gariepinus (North African catfish)
Lineage: Eukaryota; Metazoa; Chordata; Actinopteri; Siluriformes; Clariidae
Gene: selenot2
Product: selenoprotein T, 2
Exons: 6
Biological process (GO): cell redox homeostasis
Cellular component (GO): endoplasmic reticulum membrane
Molecular function (GO): thioredoxin-disulfide reductase (NADPH) activity
Source: RefSeq, a predicted model, not a curated record
CCCGGUGAAAGACGGCAGAGAGCCUGCAGUGAGCCAGUUAGUGCCGUUAAUGACCGGGGCGUUGUGUCGUAUGCAGGUCCCCUCGCCUGUUCGGCAUUGACAUGGCUGAAUAUAGCCACACGGGUAUAUUGACGGCUCUUUUGCUGUUCACGGCGGUGACGGUGAGAGAUAUUUACUUGGGCCGGACUGCCACUGAGCAGCUGGAGAAGCAGGCCGCGAAGAGCAGCAUGGCGUCCAGCGGCUUCCCAGAGCCGGAGAGCAGCACCCAGAGGCAGAGCAAGCCGAAAUUUUACACAGGACCGGCACUGAAGUUCCAGUACUGUAUUUCCUGAGGGUACAGUAAGGUGUUCCAGGAGUACUCCCGGUCUAUCAGCCAGCUGUACCCGGACAUCCGAAUUGAGGGAGAAAAUUACCCUCCCAAACUCAUCAACAAAUACAUCGCAAAUUUUGUUUCCUACUUUAAACUGCUUGCCAUUGCCCUGAUUGUCACUGGACAAAAUCCUUUCCAAAUGCUUGGAACAGACACACCAAGAGUCUGGUCCUGGGGUCAAGAAAACAAGAUAUUCUCAUGUCUCAUGGUGUUCUUUCUCAGUAACAUGUUGGAGACCCAGUUCCUGUCUACAGGAGCAUUUGAAAUAACAUUAAAUGAUGUCCCCAUUUGGUCAAAGCUGCAGUCCGGGUAUGUACCAAACAUUCAGGAGCUCUUCCACAUUCUGGACAACCACCUCAAGAUGAAUCAGGUCGAAAACCUUAAAUUCGCCACACCGUAGGGCUGCUGUUCAAGCCAAGAGAGAGGUGUCUGGAGCUGUUUUUCUGGACAGAGGGACAGUGGACCGUGGCUUAAUGAAGGCCUGCACUGCAAACAGCUUGCUGUGGGUGCAGACUGGAUGUUCCUGCCACCACACACACUUCCUCUGACCAGCGACACACUCCUCCAGACUGACUUCAUCUCUACUGGGCAGUGUGCUUAUAUACAUCUAUUGUGUGGAAGUCAUUUAUGAGUUGGACACACUAAACUUUAUUUUCAGAUUGCUGAAGCUAGAUACAUAAGCAGAUAUGACCAAAUAGGUUGCGGCAGGAAAGUUUCAUAAAAUGUCUCGCAUUUGUGUGUAAAUGUUUGAAUGAUAAUAGAUAUGUUUUUGUGCAACUGCUGUAAAACUGUAACUAUCUAUACAGGUUCUUUUCCAUAUAUACAAAUUUAAUGUGCUGAAAAACUUCUUCAGGGUAAGGGAAAUGUUUGUGCACUUUGUUUACUGAAAACUCCACUUUGGUUUAAAUCUACUAUUUAAUUACAUGUCCCUUUAGCAGAGCUGACAAGGAAUGCUUUUAGAUGGGAAACGUGCUAUCUGUUUAAAACCACAGGUUCAUUCUCCCUCUUAAUCCUUCAGGCCUUUUGUAGCAAUGUUAAGCUGCCUGUUUAGAAAGGUUGUCAGAGUAACCACUGUUUUAAUCAGAAUACUAGUACACCUCACAUGUCAGAAAUAAUUGUGAUCCUGUUUGUGAAAACCCAGCUAGUCUUUUUUUAAUGUGAAUCACUGUUUUCUACAUUAAAUCAUUCUGCAUAUGAUUUCAUGCACUGAACAGUGAAUCAAAUGGAAUUUUCACGGACAGUGUCACAAAUGGUACUCCUCAUUUCCAACCUCUUGUGUUAUUUUUU